Molecule: messenger RNA, 3661 nt
Organism: Mustela lutreola (European mink)
Lineage: Eukaryota; Metazoa; Chordata; Mammalia; Carnivora; Mustelidae
Gene: LZIC
Product: leucine zipper and CTNNBIP1 domain containing
Exons: 7
Coding region: 1-888 (295 amino acids)
Biological process (GO): negative regulation of Wnt signaling pathway
Cellular component (GO): nucleus; cytosol; beta-catenin destruction complex
Molecular function (GO): beta-catenin binding
Source: RefSeq, a predicted model, not a curated record
AUGACCUCGCCUCGGGGACCGUUAUAUCCGCCCCUCCAAGACUCCACCAUGUUGGACUCCCUCAAGUUCGCGACAGAGAGGCCUGCACGGACUCCCCUAGAGACUGGUUUCUCAGGGGUCUCAGCCAGGGGGCUUACCACGUCCUCAGGGCCGACCCGCCCUAAGUCCUCCCGGAGACGACCCGCCGCCCGGACGCCGGACAAGGGAACACCCGUGGCUGCACCCUCAUUGGCUGCUGGGGGCCGGAAGUGCAUGCAUCCUCCGGAAGUGCUCCGACUGCGAGCGUCUGCCCGGCCAGGACCCUCAGAGAUCGAAAUGGCUUCCAGAGGAAAGACAGAGACAAGCAAAUUAAAGCAGAAUCUAGAAGAACAGUUGGAUAGACUGAUGCAGCAGUUGCAAGAUCUGGAGGAGUGCAGAGAGGAGCUCGAUACAGACGAAUAUGAAGAAACCAAAAAGGAAACUCUGGAGCAGCUAAGUGAAUUUAAUGAUUCCCUGAAGAAAAUCAUGUCUGGAAAUAUGACUCUGGUCGAUGAGCUAAGUGGAAUGCAGCUGGCUAUCCAGGCAGCUAUCAGCCAGGCCUUUAAAACCCCAGAGGUCAUCAGGUUAUUUGCAAAGAAACAACCAGGUCAGCUUCGGACAAGGUUAGCAGAGAUGGACAGAGAUCUCAUGGUAGGGAAGCUGGACAGAGGCCUGUACACGCAACAGAAAGUGGAGAUACUUACAGCUCUCAGGAAACUUGGCGAGAAGCUGACUGCAGAUGAUGAGGCCUUCCUGUCAGCAAAUGCAGGUGCUAUACUCAGCCAGUUUGAGAAAGUCUCCACAGACCUUGGCUCCGGAGACAAAGUUCUUGCAUUGGCAAGUUUCGAAGUUGAAAAAACAAAGAAAUGACAUGGUGUGGAGCCUUGGGACAUUGAUCACAUUCUUGCUGUAAAUGGCAGUUGUCUUCUAGGGGUUUUGAAUCAUUGCAAAGAAAUCAAGAGAUUCUUGAAAUGCACUGAUAAGCUAAGAAAAGGUGACAGGAAAACAUACUUGUGGCUUCUGGUUAUACCCUUCAUCAUUGUGCUUUGUGUAGGGCCACCUGCCUCAGUCAUCCCAGACUUGUUGGGAUGAGGGACCCGUUGGACCUUAUUCAUUAUGUCUUAUGUGUUUUUUUAGAGAGAACAGAAAACAGUUUCUCUGCCUGUUUUUAUUAAGCUUCCUUGUUUUUAAGUGCUGACAGUAAAUGAAAAGAUGUGAACUAAGGAUUAUUUUUGCUCAUAAUUUAUCCCCACUUAUUGGAGUGAAUAGUGUACCAACAUCAGUCGACCUCAUGUGUGUUCAUAGAAUUUGAGUUCUGAGCGAUCUUAGAAAUCCUUUUCAUUUGAUAAACGAGAAAGCUGAGGCUCAGAAAGAGCAAGUUGACUUGCUUCAAGUCUCAUCCAAAACAGAGCUGGUGAUAAGACUUGGGUGUUCUGACUCUCAGUUUUGUGUCCAUUGAGUUUUAUUUCUGUAUUUUGUGCUGUUUUUAAAAACGAAUUAACACAUAUUUGGGCAAGUCUGUGUUUAUGAAAAAUUCAAUGUCUCAACAGAAAGUUGUCACUAAGGGACCUUUCCCCAGCCUGUGAGGCCUCCUUAUGAAUGGGGCCCAUUGUAUCUCUGAGUUUUGAGCUUGGAACAAUGGGAGCCCUGUUGAGAGUCUCCUGGAGUAACUUAACCUCCUGCCGGUGUUUCACCAGGGAAGCAAUUGAGAGCGGCAGCUGGAGGCCCUCCGUGUGUGUGUGACCUCUUUGCUGAAACCCAGAAGGUGGUGACUGCAAACUAUUACUUACUCUUGAGUUUGUGGAGAAACACAAACUAAGUUACGAGGAAAAGCAUACUCUUGAGUUUAUGUUUCUCUGCAUGCUCAAAUACGGAGAUCUCCCAUGCAUGUGUACGGAGAUCUCCCAUGCGUGUGUACGGAGAUCUCCCAUGCGUGUGUACGGAGAUCUCCCAUGCGUGUGUACAGAGAUCUCCCAUGCGUGUGUACGGAGAUCUCCCAUGCGUGUGUACGGAGAUCUCCCAUGCAUGUGUAUGUGAGCCUAGAGUCUAGCCUCUGGCCACUUUAUAUUUUUUCAUGUAUUUCUCAGUUUUCUUUUUCUUUGCACUUUAUACAAAUUUAAAACAUUUUUAAAGCUUCUUGUAUACUCUAAACUCUACUAGGUGCUCUGCCAACUGGACAAAUUAGGGACCUCAGCUUCAUUAAUGCCUUAUUUGGAACUUUUAAUGGGUAACUUUUUAUAUAUGGGUUUAGGCCAGUCAAAAACUCAUUGAAAUUGUGACAAACCAAGAAGAAGCAAAUGACCUGCUAUUCAUCUAGACAUUAUGGUCAGUCAUCAUUUCAUUAUUAUUCGGCAUUUGUUUGUUUGUUUUAUUAAGUAAUCACUACACCCAAUGUGGAGCUUGAACUCAUGGGCUGGAGAUCAAGAGUCACACACUCCACUGACUGAGCCUUCCAGGCACCCCUAUUCUACAAUUUUUUUUUUCAAUCAAGGUGACAUUCACAUAACGUAAAAUUCAUCAUUUUAAAGUGUACAAUUCAGGGUGUUUAAUACAGUCACAAUGUUGUGCAACUAUCACCAUCUCAUUCCAAAACAUUUCACCACCCCAAAACCAUCUGAGUAGUCUUCAUUUCUGCCCUCCUCUUUAUCCUAGCCCUCCAGCAACCACUAAUCUGCUUUCUGUCUCUGUCACUGGGUUUACCUAUUCUGGGUAUUUCGUAGCAAGGGCAUCCUACAGUAUGGGACCUUUUGUGUCUGGCUUCUUUCACUUAGUGUCGUACUUUCAAGGUUAAUCUAAGUUGUAGCACAUACAGCACUUCAUACCUUUUAAUGGCUGACAAUACUUCCUUGCAUGGAUACCACACUGUGCUUAUCCAUUAAUCUCUUGAACUUUUUGGCUAUUGCAGAUAGUACUGCUGUGAACAUUUGUGUAACUCUGUUUAAAUACCUGUUUUCAGCUCUUUCGGGUAUAUACCUAGGAAUGGAAUUGCUGUCUGUAUGUGUAUUUGGGGGGAUUUCUUUUUGUUUUUUUAAGCCAUAACAUGAUUCCCCCUUUCCCUCCAGUAGUAGGAUAAGGAAAAUUAGGAAUAUUUGGUGUUUGAAAAGGGCCAAGAUGAAUCCGGAGUCCUUAAUUUUGGUUUCUCUUACACUUUCUCUAAGACUAACAUCAGUGAAAUGUUUUAUCAUUAAUCACAUUAGUGUAUUCAUUUUGUAAGUAAUGACUAGUCCUCAACUUAAAAUUAAUCUUCCUUUAAAAUUUGCAAAGUUAAAAAAAAGUCGCCAAAUGUGCAGUGCCUCGCAAGACACUGCCCUUCCUGGCCACACGACGUUUGGUAGGUCACUGAAUCCUGUCCUUCCUGGCCACGUGACGUUUGGUAGGUCACUGAAUCUUGCCGAGCCUCAUUUUCCUCUUCUGUUCCAUGGGGAUGAGUGGGUAGGACCUACGUACCACAUAGGAUUACUGUGGAUUCCCCCUCUUCCUUCAUGCAGAAAAAAGUUUUGCAUUGGAGCUAAUCUACUGUUUAACAGUUCUUUCAAGGGCCAUAUGAUACAUUUUGUUCCACAAAUUUAGUAUAAUUCAGAAAAAUAAAAUGAAUAAUUUGAAAAUUCUGUAUAAUUAUAGUUAUUAAAUGAUUUGCAAACCA